GCUGCCCGUGAGAAAUUUGGCGAUAGUGUACUUUAUCAUCCACAAGCAACAAUAAAUGAUGUCUUUGAUUCUGUGGAAAAAGGCAAUACGACUUACGGUAUUGUUCCCUUUGAAAAUUCGACUUAUGGAUCAGUAGUUGCCACAUUGGAUAAUUUUAUUUCAUCAAAAGUUCAAAUUUUUGCAGAAACUUAUCUGAAA
Messenger RNA from Dentiscutata heterogama, 198 nucleotides. The record is from the annotation of a GenBank genome assembly. Lineage: Eukaryota; Fungi; Glomeromycota; Glomeromycetes; Diversisporales; Gigasporaceae.